AUGUCGGCUAGUCUAAACUGCGAGGAGCGGUUAUUCGAACCCGAAAUGAACACGGACACACGAUCGCCAGCAUCUACCGAGUCGCGCGCCUCAAGUCAAGCACAGGCCCUCUCCUUGUCACUCCUCUCUCAAUGCCGCGCCCUUCUCCAUGAGUUGACCUCGUUCCAACUCUACCUUACUGGUUUAAGUCGACCCAACCUCGUGGAGCUCCGCCAGUUCAAGUCUGCCGUGCAAGCAGAACUCAGAUCGUUGGAGAAACUAUGCGAGUCGGCGAACAAGGCAGCGGAGGAGGAUGAGCAAGCUAAAAGAGCAGAAUGCACCGAGACCGGUGUUGUGCGCGGAGAUGAUGAGGACGGAAAAUCGAGCGGAGGCGAAGGAGAUGCGCACCUGGUAGGCGCGGCGGAAAGAAAAGUCCUGCACUCGCUACGCUCGUCGAAUUUGCCGUUUUUCAGUACGGUGUGGAAAGUGGCGAAGACGGCGUGUACGGGGUUGGUAGCGUUUAAUAAGAAAUUCUACUGGCAGGAGGUGAAGAAGAAGAAAAAGCUGGAACGAGACGAUUAUGAGAUGGAAAAUGGGUUUCCAUCGCUGGAAUUGCAGAAUGGGGGUGUCGAAGUAGGAAUAGACGAAAGUGAGGUCGCAGAACUAGUGCGGUUGAAAAGAAAUGUCAUUGUGGAUAUUGUUGCAGACCAUGGGGAAGAAUGGGUGAAGGUCUCUACAAUAACGCCAACUCGAUUACUUUUCGAGUUGGCGAGACAAGGUUGGGAAUUGGACUCCGAUGAUGAAGAGGAAUAUAGACUACGGAAUUAUGACAGUGAAGACGAUGGCGAUGACGAUAUCGUUGAAUUAGUAAAACUGGCAGUUGAUAUGAAGAAAGCUGCUGCUCAGACUCGCGUCAGAUACAAGCACCCUCGAAUACGUUUCAUCCUUCCCAAGGUGACUGAAGGACAGGCGCCACACACGGACAGGAUCAUUCAUGAAAUCCGAAAAGCAGGGGUAACCGUAGAAUGCGGUACUAUUCCAGAGAAUCCGCUGACUGGCGGUGCCAAGCAACUGGACCCAAGAUCCCUUGAAGCUACAUUUUCGUCACUUCUUCCAAGCCCCUACCCCCAAAGGACGUCGACCUUAAACGUUGAUUGCACCUUGCUUCUCGCCCUGGUGUCUGAUCUAUCGCAUUACUGCAAUAUUGCCCAUUCUACACAUCAUCAUCGAGCAAUAACUCGACAGAUUGAACUCGAAGCAGAAAAGCCACUAGUGCCAUCAGAACUAUGGCCAGCCAUGGGGGACAAAGACCUGCUCUGCACCACCGAAGCCGCCCAACGGAUGCGAGAAAUAGUGGACACCAUAGGAACCCAGGCCGAAAAGACAAGAACAAAGUUGCUAAUGGGGGAAAUGGAUGAACAUUUGGAAAGGCAACAGUUAAUUUCCCGAUUCCAGGAAUUGUCUGAUCAUAAAGUUCCAACGGAUUGGAGAAUCCCGAUCAGAGUAGUAGAGUCUCGGGAGGUGAUCCGUCGCGGCUUUGAAGAUGGACGGCUCCCGCCUGUAGCUCGCAAAAUCGCGAACCACCUCAGUGAUAUAAACGCCAGCGUGUUUGUAUAUGGAUGGUCCACCGGAUUGAUGACAAUAUCAAGCAACCGAACUGUGGCAAAGCAAAUCGAAACCAUGAUAGAAAAAAACCGAGGCGACGACGAUGAUUUACGAGGACCCUUCGUAUGGGUAUGCGACACAGCGAGAAGUUUGGUUGGAAAGGAGAAAAAUAGGAAGUCGUAGUGAUACUCAAAAUGAAAGAAGCUAUUGUUGACUGGGGUGCCUGGUAGCUCCUGGAGCGCGCUCCAAACGACUUUUCCACCAAUCCUCCAUGUCGUGUGGCACGCCCGGUCUGACGCGACACCAAUGUGUAUAUGUUCGGAUAGAUGAUC
This is a messenger RNA of Coccidioides posadasii C735 delta SOWgp, 1916 nucleotides long. RefSeq lists its product as uncharacterized. The record is from RefSeq and is a predicted model, not a curated record. NCBI's taxonomy places the organism in Eukaryota, Fungi, Ascomycota, Eurotiomycetes, Onygenales, Onygenaceae.